AUGCUUUUUAGUUCAAUUUGUUUGGUUUGUAUCUGUGCGCUCCUUGGAGUUAAAACAUCCCCUGAACUCUACGACUGGGAUGUUCUUCUUAUGACCAAAGACAAGAGUGAUCUCAUCCCGAAGAUUUCUCCAAGCAACUGUUUGGAGCUCCUCAACGAAGAUAUGAAAUAUAUCAUAACGGUGGCAUGGAAUCAGUUCAAGGUGGAAUUCAACAAGUCUUAUGCAGAUGAGCAAGAGCAUGAUAAAAGAUAUGGAUUAUUUUGUCAAAAAUUUAUAGACGUGCGGGAACAUAACAAAGCGUUUCGCAGAGGCAAGUUUACGUAUGAGAAAGGAAUCAAUCAAUUCAGUGACCAGACCAUUGAAGAAGUGAAACGCGCGUGCUGUGGUCAAAAGCUUUUCAGUAAUAACAUUACGACCGCGCCCAGUUUUCAUUACAGAAAACUUGAUUUCGAGGCACCGGAAUCGGUGGAUUGGCGAGAUAAGGGUGCUGUGACGCCGGUCAGACAUCAAGGAGAAUGUGGAUCGUGUUGGGCAUUCUCGGUUACUGGAGCGAUAGAGGGGCACGCGUUUCUUCACCAUAACACACUCUACCGUUUGUCACCACAACAGUUGGUCGACUGUUCGGCCAAUGGUAAUCUGGGCUGCGACGGUGGACAUCCCCCAAUAGCUUUCUCCUACGUCAAGAAUGUUGGCGGUGUGGAGAAGGAAUCAGAUUACAAAUAUGUUUCUGGCAUAACAGGCAAACAGCAGGACUGCAAAUUUGAUAAAAAUAAAGUUGCAGUGAGCAUUGAGGGAUAUGUGAAUGUUCCGCAAGACGAAGAAAUCCUAAAACAGGUGGUCGCUCUUUACGGACCUGUUGCUGUCGGAGCCGAUACGUGGUAUACCAGUUGGUCUGACUACAAAGGGGGUAUCAUCUCGGAAUCGGAUUGCAAGACCGACAGAUAUGAAAACAACCACGCCAUGUUGGUCGUCGGUUAUGGGACUGACAAUGGAACACCCUAUUGGUUGAUUAAAAACAGCUGGGGUACUAACUGGGGCGAGAAAGGCUACGGUCGUCUCCUUCGCAACGCCAAUAAUAUGUGUGGGAUAGCAUCUUACGCAAACUUUCCACUGGUCUGA
Opisthorchis viverrini is the source of this 1119-nucleotide messenger RNA. RefSeq lists its product as hypothetical. Gene Ontology annotation, cellular component: lysosome. NCBI's taxonomy places the organism in Eukaryota, Metazoa, Platyhelminthes, Trematoda, Opisthorchiida, Opisthorchiidae. The transcript has 3 exons. The coding region runs from base 1 to 1119 and encodes 372 amino acids. Gene Ontology annotation, molecular function: cysteine-type endopeptidase activity. The record is from RefSeq and is a predicted model, not a curated record.